Messenger RNA from Acaulospora morrowiae, 318 nucleotides. NCBI's taxonomy places the organism in Eukaryota, Fungi, Glomeromycota, Glomeromycetes, Diversisporales, Acaulosporaceae. The record is from the annotation of a GenBank genome assembly.
AUGGAACGCGUUAUGGAACCUUUCAGAUCUGCUUUCACUAGUCUUAAUGCAGAAGGAACAAAGUUGCCUACAGAAGAAAACUUGUUACAUCAUUUGGAUUCAAAGGAUGAACAAUUCUUUAAGAAAUUGUCGGCUGUGUUUGAUAAAGAUAAGAAGACACUUGAAUCAACAUCAGGUCAUCAGAUUCAUACUAAAAAGCGAAAAAUUUCUCUUGAAAUUGCCAAAGUGCAUGGAAAUUCAAAUUCCAUGCAAAUCGCCGACGAGGAUUUUAGCAAUAAUGAUGGCAUCGACUCAUCACAAGAUUUUGAAAUAAACUAA